AUGGCGGCCGCCAGCAGCAGUUCAGGCAGCACUGUGAGGAAGCGACGUGUGGACGGCAGCAAGACUGAGACAAAGUGUGUCGACAGCAGCGAGGACAAUGGAGCAGACCUCAGCGAAGACGCGGAGGAAGAGGAGAGGCUUCAGUCGUUGCACACCGGGACUUACUGGCUCACUCGUAUCGUGCUGCUGCGCUCCGUCGCCUUUAUUUACCUUGUGGCGUUCAGCGUCGCUUACAACCAGAACAAGCAGCUGAUAGGCGAGCACGGCCUAAUGCCCUGCAAGAACUACCUCAACAGCGUCAAGCGCUAUGUGGGGGGGAAGAUAGGCAUGGCCGCCUUCGCGUACACGCCCUCCAUCCUCUGGUUGUUAGACUGGAGCGACAUGGAUGCCAACCUGGACGCCAUUGCCCUGGGGGGGAUGGCGCUGUCUGCAUUCGUCCUGGCGACGGGAAUGGCCAACAUGGUGAUCAUGGUUACGCUGUGGGUGCUUUAUCACUCCCUGGUCAACGUGGGACAGCUGUGGUACUCCUUUGGUUGGGAGAGUCAGCUGUUGGAGACGGGGUUUCUGGCCAUUUUCCUGUGUCCUGUGUGGACUCUGUCUCAGGUCCCCCGCUGCUGUCCCCCCUCCCUCAUCUGCAUCUGGACCUUCAGAUGGCUCAUUGUUCGCAUCAUGCUGGGAGCUGGGCUCAUUAAAAUCAGAGGCGACAAAUGCUGGAGAGACCUCACCUGCAUGGACUACCACUACGAGACCCAGCCUGUUCCUAACCCCAUGUCCUACUACAUGCAUCGCUCCCCGUGGUGGUUUCACCGCUUCGAGACGUUGUCCAACCACCUCAUCGAGCUCAUCUUCCCGUUCUUCACCUUCCUGGGCAGGCGGAUGUGCAUGGUUAACGGAGCGAUCCAGAUCCUGUUCCAGGUGGUUCUGAUAGUGAGUGGGAACCUCAGUUUCCUUAACUGGCUGACCAUUGUACCCAGUCUGGCCUGUUUUGACGAUGCAUCGCUGGGCUUCUUGUUUCACUCUAGAGGGGGGGCCAAGAAGGCAGUGCUUGAGAUACAGAAUGAGGAGGCGGCUGGACGCAACCCCAAACCCACCAAAGGUAUGUUGAUACGUCGGGUGGUGAACGUUUCUUUGGCCGUUCUGAUUGGCUACCUGAGCAUACCCGUGGUGAUGAACCUGUUCAGCUCCAGGCAGGUGAUGAACACCUCCUUUGACCCACUGCGCAUCGUCAACACCUACGGGGCCUUUGGCAGCAUUACCAAAGAGCGUACUGAGGUGAUUUUCCAGGGCACUUUAAGCCAGGACCCUAAGGACCCUGAGGCGGUUUGGGAGGAGUACCAGUUCCUGUGUAAGCCAGGGGACGUUUACCGACGGCCGUGCCUCAUAUCACCGUACCACUACCGGCUGGACUGGCUCAUGUGGUUUGCUGCCUUCCAGACUUACGAGCAGAGUGAGUGGGUGAUCCACAUAGCGGGAUGCCUGCUGUCCAACGACAGCACGGUCCUCUCCCUGCUCGACCGCAACCCCUUCCGAGGCCGAGAAACUCCCAGGUGGGUUCGAGGGGAACAUUUCAGGUACAAGUUCAGCCAGCCGGGCAGUACCAGCGCAGCGCAGGGGAAGUGGUGGCUGCGAAAACGCAUCGGAGCCUACUUCCCUCCCGUGGACCUGGAAGCACUCAGGGGCUACUUCCAGUCCAGGAGCUGGCCCCACCCACACAUACCACCAAACAGGAGCUAAAGCCGCGAGCUCAGACGACAGCACCGAGAGGAGAUCAGACUGAGGUUGGAAAGAGGUCAUUUUAAGGGCGGUUUCAGUGCCAUGCUGCUGGAGGUGAGCACAGGUUACAGAGUCCAAGGAUGCCGCCAGGUUUUUUUCAGACUGCAAGGUUUCAUGAAGGACUGCUUGAAAUCAAACACGCUGACAUUUCCAAUGUGACGCUUGUCAAGGUGUCGUUUAGGGAUGCGUCAUGGUAUCACAAGUAAUUACUGCCAUGUGUAUCUCAUAAAACAGCCUCAGUCAAAGCCCAGUACCAAAUGUGACUUUUGACUAAAGUUUUAAUAUUAAAACU
This is a messenger RNA of Chelmon rostratus (copperband butterflyfish), 2065 nucleotides long. It is a transcript of the gene lmf1, whose product is annotated as lipase maturation factor 1. The record is from RefSeq and is a predicted model, not a curated record. Gene Ontology annotation, biological process: protein maturation. Bases 1 to 1734 code for a protein of 577 amino acids. NCBI's taxonomy places the organism in Eukaryota, Metazoa, Chordata, Actinopteri, Chaetodontiformes, Chaetodontidae. The transcript has 11 exons. Gene Ontology annotation, cellular component: endoplasmic reticulum membrane.